AUGGUGAUGUGGUACAUUGUUAUUGAAAUUGUUCAUGACAUUGGUGAAGUUGAUGAUGGUGAAAAUGUUGAAAAUAUGGCGUCACAAAAUGUAGUUUUGUUAUGCCGGUGGGGAGGAGAAAUUCUGUUUGAUGGACCCCGGGUCGAGUAUAGUGGGGGAAAUAUGGAACCACUAACACUAGAACCGAACAUGACUAUGAAUGAUUUGAUGAAUGAGGUUCAUAGUAGUAUUGGUUCAGACCCGAUGACCGUUGACGUACACAUUAAAAUGAGGUUUGAGACCGGCAAUGGGGUUCAAGUGUUACCGGUUUCUACGAAUAAGCAUGUGACAGCUCUAAGGAACGUUGUUGCAAUGAAGGGUGUUCCCACUGAAAUAUAUGUGGAAACGGUGCCUAUAUGUACCCAACAAAGUACUCGGCCAGAACAAUUGCAUAGUUAUUCGCCUACGCAAGAUGAUGGUCAGGCUUCACCGUCUCAGCAUGCGCCGAAUCAUCUUGAAGAUAUUGUGAAUAACGAACUUUCUGUGUAUGAUGUGUACACAAAUGAUGAGGCCGAUAGCGGAGAGGAGGAAGAUGGACUUCAGAACAUGGAUGUAGAACCUGCUCGGAUGGAAGUGGGCGAGCCCCUGGUUAGAACUCCCAUUCCUUGGUUCAGUCAGGUGAACGAGAACUACGAAGUUGAUCAGGAUUGGGCCGAAUCGGGUAGUCAUACGUCGUUUGUUCCGGGGGGGGAAUUUGAGAAGGGGAUGUGGUUCGAAAGUAAGAAAGUGCUCCAAGAAAUGGUGAAGAUGUAUUCCAUACAGAGGAAUCAGUUCUACACCACAAUUACAUCGAAUGAGAGUGUGCUUCAUUUGCGGUGCAAGAAAAAAUGUGGUUGGAUGCUACGGGGUACCAAAUCUAGUAAGCACUCGCGUGGCUUUGCCCUAGUCACAUACAAAGGCCCGCACCGGGAGAACUGUGUCACGGAAGUAUUGUCCACUGAUCACCCGCAUUUGGAUUCGUCGUUAAUAUCAGAUUUUGUGAAGUCCUUUGUUCGGAAAGAUCCGUCUUUGAAAGUUGAAUUCAUACAAGAACUCAUCUCCAAGCAAUUUCAUUUCGAUGUCCCGUACCGGAGGGCAUGGUAUGCAAAGGGGAAAGCAAUAGCUGAUAUUUACGGUGAUUGGGAGAGUUCUUACGGCAGACUUCCGCACUUCAUGCAAGCCCUCCAACAGUCAAACCCGGGAACGUGUGUUGUGUGGAAGUACAAAGCGUUGGUUGACGGUGUUUACUACAGCAACAUGGAAGUGUUUGAAAGAGUGUUUUGGGCGUUUGGCCCUUGUAUCGACGGUUUUAAACAUUGUAUGUCAGUUAUCUGUAUCGAUGGGACGCACUUGUACGGGAAGUACAAAGGAACACUGUUGGUUGCUACAAGUGUUGAUGCAAACUUCCAAGUAUUUCCUCUAGCAUUUGCGUUGGUUGAGGGGGAAAACACCUCCAGCUGGUCUUGGUUCCUGGGUUGCAUUCGGGUUCAUGUCACUCAACGAGAUGGCCUUUGUGUUAUAUCUGACCGACAUCCUGGGAUCAUUGCAGCAAUGACUGAUCCGAACGUUGGAUUUACCGAGCCGCGAGCCUAUCACAGAUUUUGUGUUCGCCACAUAGCUUCUGACUUGAAGACUCACGUGCGACGAAACGACAUGAGAGAUAUGUUCAAGGCUACGGCGUACCAAAGGCAGGAAAGAAAACUACACGGCGAUCUGUGUUUCAUUAGUGAGGCGUGUAACAAGGCAAUUGAGUACAUUGUUCAAAUUCCGUUCACCAUGUGGUCCCUCUUUCACGACGCUGGACGUAGAUACGGGAUUUGCACUACUAACUUCUCUGAGACAUUCAACAACGUGUUGAAGGGAGCACGGUUUCUACCGAUCAUGUCCCUAGUCGAGUUAACUUUUCAUAGAGUUAACAAAUAUUUCACUUUGAGAAGGGAGUCUUCUGAGGCAAGAUUUGAACAGGGACUUGCAUACCCCCCCAAGGUCACUGCCAUUCUAGAGAAGAACACCGCAAAAGCCAGAUAUCACAGAGUGGAUGCGUAUAACCGUCGAUUGCAUAUUUACCAAGUUACAACAGAAAGGGGAGACCGACUUGGUAGUAAAGGAGGCCAUAAACAUACUGUUAACUUUCAGUUAAGAACGUGUACCUGCAACAAACCUACGAUAUUUCACCUCCCAUGUUCUCACGUUCUAGCCGUAUGUGCAACGUACUCACUAUCAGAGCGGCCGUGGGUUGACCCGGUGCUGCAAUCGGAGGCAUACACGAGCACAUACGCGCCGCAAUUCUGGCCAAUCCCUUGCGAGACAACCUGGACGCCCUAUAACGGUCCCAGAAUCAUUCCCGACGGGAGCAUGUUGCGUGGAAUAGGGCGACCAAGGUCAAAGCGCAUACCAUGCAAGCUGUUUGCUGAAGCUGUUGGAGGACUGCAGCAUGCAAGCUGUUUGCUGAAGCUUGUUUUCUGCCUGGAUGCUGGUUGCUGUUUCCAGCAGAAAAGCGCUGUCUGA
Chenopodium quinoa (quinoa) is the source of this 2526-nucleotide messenger RNA. RefSeq lists its product as uncharacterized. The record is from RefSeq and is a predicted model, not a curated record. Lineage: Eukaryota; Viridiplantae; Streptophyta; Magnoliopsida; Caryophyllales; Amaranthaceae. The transcript has 3 exons. Gene Ontology annotation, molecular function: zinc ion binding. Bases 1 to 2526 code for a protein of 841 amino acids.